AUGGAGACGCAUUUCUUCUUCUCGGAUAAGGUGGUGCUUCUGUUUGAUUUCUGGAAUGUCCACAGCCCUGCAGGCAUGGCCCUUUCGGCAUUGGUGAUCCUGCUCCUGACUGUGCUGUACGAAAGCAUCAAGUUUGGCAAAGCCAAGCUACUCCACCAGAGCCUGGCGAGCAUGCCCGCCUGCACCAGCCAGCAGAACGAAGAGACGGACCAGAGUUCUUCUUCAAGCUCGGAGUUACCCCCGGUCAGCAUACCCCCCCUCAGGUGGUUCUUGUGUCACUUUGGCCAGUCUCUAAUCCACAUCGCUCAGGUGGUCAUUGGCUACUUCAUAAUGCUGGCUGUAAUGUCCUACAACACCUGGAUUUUCCUUGGCGUGGUCCUGGGCUCGGCUGUGGGCUACUACCUAGCUUACCCGUUACUCAGCAUAGGUUAG
Pipistrellus nathusii (Nathusius's pipistrelle) is the source of this 432-nucleotide messenger RNA. NCBI's taxonomy places the organism in Eukaryota, Metazoa, Chordata, Mammalia, Chiroptera, Vespertilionidae. The record is from the annotation of a GenBank genome assembly.